AUGAAAUUAAACCAAAGGCAAAAAAAAAUAACUUUAAUUUCCGCCAUAUCAUUUGUUUUGGUGCUUACCUUGGUAAUAUCUACUGUUUUGGUGGUCAACAUAAAUAAAGAAAAGGUCGCUCCGCGAGUUCCCGAGCAAACUGAUAAUUCAGAAUUAGUAAAAGCCAAAACUGAAACAGUUUCUUCACUGGAACAAAAAUUAAAAUCUAAAAAUAUUCAAAAUGAAUCUUUAUUACAAGAAUUAAAAAAUGAGCAUGCCCUAAAAUUGGGUGAAACUAGUUUAACAGAAUAUAUUAGAGGAGCAACUACUCCGGCAGAAUUAGAAAUUCGGAAAAAAAAAGUCUUGGCUGUCAUGGAAAAACUG
Molecule: messenger RNA, 363 nt
Organism: Funneliformis geosporum
Lineage: Eukaryota; Fungi; Glomeromycota; Glomeromycetes; Glomerales; Glomeraceae
Source: the annotation of a GenBank genome assembly